AUGCCUCAGUCAGCAAAGAAAUCAAAGGGAUCAAAAGCCUCUAAGGCCUCGAAGGGCUCUCAAAAGGGAUCAAAGGGCUCGAAAGGUUCUAAGGGUUCCAAAAAAUCCCCCAAAACAGUUGAACCAGUUGAGGAGCCAGAGGUCAUCAUUCCCGUACCCGAGGGUGUUAUGCAUAAGCGCAUGCGUUUCCUUCUGGAAUCAACGUUGAAAACCGAUGUAGAUUUCAUUGUGGGACCUGAUGGGAGCGAGACAACUAUUAAGGCCCAUAAGUGCAUGCUUGCAGCUGAGAGUCCUAUGUUCGAAAAGCUCUUUGCUGACUGCCAGGAGUGGAAGGAUGCGGAGGUGAGAAAGCGAGAACAGGAGGUUCUCGAAAUCCGCCAACGGGAAGCGGAAGUGGAGGCGGAACUCGCCAAAGAAGCUGCUCUAGGGGAAGCUGGCAAGUCUGAGAGCAAAACAUCCAAGGGUAAAGGCAAAAGCAAGGAUAAGGGAGGCAAGAAAAAGGGUGGCAAAAAAUCCAAAAGUAAGGACAAAUCCAAGUCCAAAGAUAAGGAUUCCAAAGGUUCCAAAGCAAAGGCAGAAAAGAAGUUUAAGGAGAAGGGAUCAAAGAAUUCCAAAGGAAAGGGUUCUAAGGGGUCGAAGGAAAAGAACUCCAAAAAAUCGAAAAGUAAGGAUUCCAAGAAAGGUCCGAAGGUGGCUGACGAAGGUCCUGUCACGUUAAUAAACUUUCACAAAGACGAAGUUAUUGGGCCUGAUAUAAUAAGAGUGCAGGAUGUUCAUCCUCUUGGAUUCUUCAGACUCCUCAGAUAUAUCUACUACGAUGAGAUGGUUUUCACUGGAGUCGUCGGCACAAUAAGGACCCUUUACGCGGCUCGAAAGUACUGCUUCUAUGACCUUGGAAGGGCUUGUGUCAACUACCUCGAGAAUAACGUUUGCGUUGAGCACAUCUUCACACUUCUUCAAGCCGCUCUGGAUUUCCAUGAGGACCGUCUUAAAACUCUGUGUAUGCGCCUCAUCAUCAACAACACCUUCGAGGUGAUCCACAGGGAGGACUUUAAGGAUGUAAAGAAGGACGUGCUGGUGAUGAUUCUUGAGCAGGACGUACUCAAUGUACGCGAAAUUGAGCUUUUCGACAGGGUUAUGCAUUGGGCAGAAAAUGAGUGCGAUCGCCUCAAAAUCACCGUAACGGCAAUGAACCAGAGAAUCGCUCUGGGCAAUCACUACUUCAAUUUAAUCCGUUUUCCAACAAUCCUCUCACACGAAUUCGCUACACAUGUUGUUGAAAGCGGUGUUUUGAAGACGGAUGAGAUCAUCCCCAUUUUGCAGUACUACAUAACUGGUCGAAAGCCCAGCCUGCCAUACUCCUGUCAGUCGCGGCGCCGACCAUGUCUGGAAGUGGGACCAUUGGACAACGUGAGUGUGGCCUACUCAGACCAGACAGAGAUGACUUUCGUAGGUCCGACGCGGCCACUGCGGCGCGCCGCCAGCCAUCGCGACAUCCUUGUUCCCGUGGGCGUGCUGCCGCCGCUGAGGGUGGGAUUGAUAUGCGAGCGACAGCGCAGUGGCUCGCCCCCAGCCCGAUUUCACGUUGGCGAGGAGGAGUUCAGCCUUAUUGAGGAGAAUAUGCGCCAUUUACAGCACCUCGUCAUGGAGCGCAACCAAUUUGCAUGGUGUAAAAUGCACAUGGCUGUCAUGAGUAGCCACUAUCGAUAG
Molecule: messenger RNA, 1710 nt
Organism: Echinococcus granulosus
Lineage: Eukaryota; Metazoa; Platyhelminthes; Cestoda; Cyclophyllidea; Taeniidae
Product: BTB/POZ domain-containing protein
Exons: 3
Coding region: 1-1710 (569 amino acids)
Biological process (GO): neurogenesis
Cellular component (GO): cytosol
Molecular function (GO): protein binding
Source: RefSeq, a predicted model, not a curated record